CCAAAGUGGUAGGUCAGUGACCCAUGCGGAGCCUCAUCUCAGCUCCUCGACACGUCUGUACAAUUGCUUCUUUUCCCUCGCAAUCGCCCACAUUCUUAUUUCAGCCGUUUUGAUAGGCGACGUCUGGACCCGGUGGAUGCAAACUCGGGUCCGCCAAACGCAUGGGCUGACCCACGCGGCACUCGCGUCUUCACAUUGCACGCCUAAGCCCUCGCCACGUCUUUUCUUCUGCCGCCUGCCUGCAAUCAUCCUCUGCACCAAAACACCAUGCCCACAGCUCAUGGCCACCAACGUACCCAUGAAAACCACUUGUCGCAAUGCCGGGCCGUGUACGAUCGACUUCAGGACCACCGCCAGCUAGUCUGGUUGCCAUGUGCUGUCACCUCCCUCUUAACCACACGCCAUCUCCUAGUCGAGGCAAACCUGCACUACCCUUUGCAGUUGUACAUCUGUCAGAUUGUCGCCACUGCCAUUCUCGCUUUCGUUUCACACCUAUGGCGGAAAAAUGAUCAAGAGCGCAGCAGCGAGCAAGAGCAACCCAGACGACCAAUCCAAGCCUCACUUCUGGUGAUAGCUUCACAGGCCCUACAAGCAGUAGCAGCGCUAUGUAUAACCCAAGCCGUAUUGCACACUUCAAACCUGCCCCUGCUUUGCAUGUUGGCGACGAUUGCAUUCUUCGCUGAGGGUUUGAUAUUGCACGUGUUCAGUUACACGUCCCGCUCAGGCGUAGAUGCGCUACGUUUGGGCAUCCACCUCUUGGCUUGUACCGGAAUCCUGUCCGUAGAGUACCGCCUCAUGGUGCCAAGCUUGAUAACAUCAAUCUUAGCCAUGCUUAUGCUUGGCUUGGCGAGUGCGUUGAGGAAGUUGGCCUCGAAGCAUUAUCCAGGGGUUUCGCUUAGCCAAAGCACGGAUGCCAGUUGGUUAGUUGCCAUAGGUAUUCUAAUAACAGCAUUUUGUGCACUCAGCGGUUGGCCCGACGAGCAUAGAAAUCUACUUGACAGGGAGAACUUGCUGUUGCGUACGUUGAAUGCCAUUUCAACUGGAGCAGCGCUUUUGAUAGGAGGAUCAGUGUUGUUUCCUAUAGAGACAAUCGGUAAUGGCCGAUCAUCCGGCUACACCGCAUCGCAACGUGUGAGCGAUGCAUUCACACAGCUAACAAUGACAGCCAUCAUUGGCUGUUUUACCACUCUUUCGCUGCGCCGUUCCUACUCCAGUUGGUACCAACUGUGCUUCUACUUCCUUGCAGUCCUGUGCAUCUGCGGCCAUGAAGUUUACAGGUCAAGUUGGAAGCAAGCAAGACAGCCGAAAGAUCCCCAUGGAAGCUACGAUAUGGUCCCGUGCUCGCCCAGAACUCGAUCAGACGAUAGCGAGGAGGCCGGAGAAGCAGACAUGCUAGCGAGCCGUCCAGACUACAGCCACGGCUUCCGCUCGUCUGUCAGCAGCAUUAUAUUAGUCAUGAUAUGGACUGCGUAUGUAAGCUUUAACUUUGGACAACGCCAAUACCCACACAUCGAGCCUCGACUGGAUCUCAAGUACGAGGCAAAUACUCCUUUAGAGGUUGUUAUCAGCAUGUACAAGGAGCGGACAGAAGACGUGGCCUCGCUUAUAUCGAAGCUACAUACCAUGCCGCAAAUGUCACAAGCUCUUGUUACAAUCUAUCUCAAGGAUGGCCAGGCAGACGAAGAGAAGGUCAAGCAAGAAACAAAGGCGCACAAUGUCGUUAAGCUUCCAAACGUGGGACGAGAAGCCGAGACGUACCUCAACCAUAUCGUCAACCGCUGGGACAAGCUUGCAGAGCGUACUAUCUUUCUUCAAGCCGACAUUCACAACCCACGAGAGUUUUAUCCCUUUUUCCAACGGUAUUUCCGCGUAAACGAAACUGGAUUCCUCAACCUGGGAUGGGCAGGCAAUGUUUGUCAUAGUGACGACUGUGGCGACAAACAGGGCUGGCAGGACGAGACAUCGCUGUUUCCGCAGAUUCAAUCAAGGAUCGACCACUCGGUGCGCGACAGUAUACUGCUCAGCUACAAGGGCCAGUUUGUUGCUACCGCUGCGCGGAUUCGCGGCAUUGACAAAGCAAUAUACGACGAUCUCUGGAAACUUCUUGUCGACGAGAAGAGCUGGGCGCACAGUGAACCUUAUCUGCAGGGCCGAGAAGAUGCCAUGAGCAAGCCUUGGUUCGGAUAUACGAUGGAGCGGAUAUGGAAUGUCCUGUUCCAAUGCUCAGACAUGGACGUCGCAUGGAAAUGCCCUACGCUGCUGAGCGGGUGGAGGCCUGGUGGCAGCAUUGCCGACUGCCAAUGUUUCGAUACCGAGCUGGUCGAAUCAUGAAAUGUGCUUUGAGCCCUUUGUUCGUCUCUUCGUUUUUUUUCUUUGUUAUGAUCCCCCCCUAGACCAUGAACGGCGCAAGCAUGUCGCUUUCGUCUCCCACCUUGGAGCCGCCGCUAUUUAGUUAAUUUUAGACGGCCGCCGACAAGAUCAAAAUACAGACUAUUUUUAAUGGAUGCGAAAAGAAAAAGAGUAACUACUGGUUUAGUCGCCCACGCACAUGCCAGAAGGGAGCCUUUUACUUUUGGCUUUGGGACGGGCGACAUGUGGGCAUUCCGCGUGCGUGGAACGACAAGCCGAUAUGGUUUUCCGGACGUGUUUGAGAAUGUGAAACCUGGAGGAUUGACGGACGCAGGAGGUUCUGAAGCGCCAAGGUGAAACGUGUCACAGCAGCACAGCAGCAGCACAGCAGCAGCACAGCA
Bipolaris sorokiniana ND90Pr is the source of this 2750-nucleotide messenger RNA. RefSeq lists its product as uncharacterized. Bases 268 to 2331 code for a protein of 687 amino acids. NCBI's taxonomy places the organism in Eukaryota, Fungi, Ascomycota, Dothideomycetes, Pleosporales, Pleosporaceae. The record is from RefSeq and is a predicted model, not a curated record. The transcript has 2 exons.